AUGCAAGGAGGUGUUGUUAACGUUGGUGAUGGUGGUUCUGAAAGUGGGUCAAUAUCCACAGUGUCAAGGGAGGAAAACAUGGUGCUUUCCUCAGAGGAUUCUUCAUGCACUGAUCAGUCAGAGUUGGAAUUGGGCCUUGGGUUGAGCGUUGGUGGUGGCGCUGGUUUUAAGAUGCAUCAUGCUUCGAAGGAUGCUCAGUUUGCUAGGAUUUUGAUUCCUAAAGAUUUUCCUUCUCUGGUUACUUCUGCUGCUUCGUCGCAGCUAAGACCAAGAAUACCGCUGAUUCUAUGUCAAGUUGUGGGGUGGCCUCCUAUCGGUGCUCAUAGAAUGAAUAGCAUGGUUAACCAAGCAAAAGCACCGGCCGUGGUAGGAUUUAACUCAACAACGGAGAACUGUAAAAACGAGACCUCGAUGGUUGAGAAGAGUAACGUUGGCAGCUCUGGUAAGGCUAGGCUCAGACAAUCUCUUUUUGUGAAGGUGAAUAUGGAUGGAAUUCCAAUUGGAAGGAAGGUUGAUCUGAAUGCCCAUGAAUCCUAUGAAAAGUUGGCAAAAACUCUGGAAGAUAUGUUUCUCGAAUCGACCCCAAGUGUCAGUCAAGUUGGCAAAGAUGAAUUAACUAGUAAGUGCUUAUUUAAGUACGGUCGCAGGGAUGUUGUAAGCUGUAUGACAACCAUGUCUCAACUGAUAUAUGGAACUUUAAUCAAAUUGAUUAUGGAUUCUUAA
Molecule: messenger RNA, 723 nt
Organism: Hibiscus syriacus
Lineage: Eukaryota; Viridiplantae; Streptophyta; Magnoliopsida; Malvales; Malvaceae
Product: auxin-responsive protein IAA11-like
Exons: 2
Coding region: 1-723 (240 amino acids)
Biological process (GO): regulation of DNA-templated transcription
Cellular component (GO): nucleus
Molecular function (GO): protein binding
Source: RefSeq, a predicted model, not a curated record